Molecule: messenger RNA, 552 nt
Organism: Fraxinus pennsylvanica
Lineage: Eukaryota; Viridiplantae; Streptophyta; Magnoliopsida; Lamiales; Oleaceae
Source: the annotation of a GenBank genome assembly
AUGUCUUCCCCAAGCAAACGCAGAGAAAUGGAUUUGAUGAAACUGAUGAUGAGCGAUUAUAAGGUGGAGAUGAUCAAUGAUGGGAUGCAAGAGUUCUAUGUGGAGUUUCAUGGACCCAAAGAUAGCCCAUAUCAAGGUGGUGUGUGGAGAAUAAGAGUGGAGCUUCCAGAUGCUUAUCCGUAUAAAUCUCCUUCCAUUGGUUUUAUCAAUAAGAUAUACCAUCCAAAUGUUGAUGAAACGUCGGGCUCAGUAUGUUUAGAUGUCAUCAAUCAGACAUGGAGUCCUAUGUUCGAUCUAGUAAAUGUGUUCGAAGUCUUUCUACCACAACUUCUUCUAUACCCAAAUCCAUCAGAUCCUCUGAAUGGAGAGGCAGCAGCUCUAAUGAUGCGGGAUCGCAACGGCUAUGACCAAAGAGUAAAAGAGUAUUGUGAAAGAUACGCCAAGCCUGAAGAUGCUGGAGCUGCACCUGAAGAAAAAUCCAGUGACGAGGAGCUGAGUGAAGAUGAAUCUGCAUCCAGUGAUGAAGAAGUUGUUGGGAAAGUCGAUCCCUAG